Lolium rigidum is the source of this 1537-nucleotide messenger RNA. Its product is annotated as bZIP transcription factor 11-like. The transcript has 2 exons. Bases 818 to 1279 code for a protein of 153 amino acids. NCBI's taxonomy places the organism in Eukaryota, Viridiplantae, Streptophyta, Magnoliopsida, Poales, Poaceae. Gene Ontology annotation, biological process: positive regulation of DNA-templated transcription. Gene Ontology annotation, molecular function: transcription cis-regulatory region binding; DNA-binding transcription factor activity. Gene Ontology annotation, cellular component: nucleus. The record is from RefSeq and is a predicted model, not a curated record.
AUUCCCUUUUCCCCUCCUCCCCAGCUUCCUUGCAAGGUUUCAUCCCUCUCGGCUCCUAGCAAGUAACAGCACAGACUGUUUUUGUUAAUGCCAACUUGAGGGAAUCUUGGCUGCUUCCUAAGCUUGCCCAAACUGGGCACAGGCCUGCCACCUGAGCCCAAUCUCUCGUUUAACAUCCUAUCUUUCUUCUCAGAUCUUAAAUUUCCGUUAGGGAGGCUCUGCUCAAAUAUUCUUGUUGAAUCAUCCAUUCCAGGGGAGGUUCUGCCAAAAAAUUCUUCUCUGUUCAUCCAUUUCCAGGGGGAGGUUCUGCUAAAAAAUUCUCUGCUACUAUUUCGUUUCCAAGGGGAGGUUCUGCCAAAAUUUCCUUCGAAAUCAGUUUGAUCUCAGGGGAGGUUCUGCCAAAAUCUUGGCCACAUAUAACCAACACGUUUAUCUGUCCUGAAAACAAAAACAGAUAAAUUUGCAAGGUAAAUAAAAGAGCGGUGUGUUCUUGAUGAUAGACUAGCAGAGGAGCCGUAUUAGCGUGUGUAGAUGUUGUUGCUGGUCCUCUGUGAGCAUAUUCACUCCGGAUUUAUGGUCGGCUCAGCGAUCACUCGCCUUGUCCAGUCCUUCUCCGUUGUCUUCCUCUACUGGUUCUACGUCUUCUCCCUAAGCUCCCUUUAGUUGCAGUUCCUUGGUGUUAAACUAAGCCUUUUCUUCUUUAACAAAAUAAUCAAAGCUAGUAAGUGAGGCACCCAGUAACGGUACAACCUGUACUUAUAAGAAAUAAGGGAAAGUGAAAUUGGUGUGCCUACGCCAAAGUUGCUGAGAGGUGACCAUGUCAAGUGGGACCUCGUUUGGGUCGAGCCAGGGGACCCGAAGUUCCAGGUCCGAGGAGGAUUCCCCGGACCUCCGAGCUCAGAUGGAGAAGAGGAGAAAGAGGAGGAAGGAGUCGAACCGCGAGUCAGCGCGCCGUUCUAGGGUGCGGAAGCAACAACACCUCGACGACCUCUCUUCACAGGUGGAUCAGCUGAAGAACCAGAAGCAACAACUCAGCAUGGCACUGAGCAUGACCACCCAGAACCUUGUGGCAGUGAAAGCUCAAAAUUCAGUGAUGCACACACAGAAGGUGGAGCUAGAGACCAGACUGUCUGCCCUAGGAGAGAUCAUCUACUGCAUGAACUCAAUCACCAACGCUACAAAUCCUGUCUCCAUGGGUACCGCAGCAAGCAGUGCCUGCGACAUUUUUGGCACCAGCAGCACAUGGAGCCAGCCCAUAGACUUGUACCAGUGCUUCUAAGGGAAAAUAAGAAAUGAAAGAAUGGUUGAUAUUGUCAUAGAUGGUAGGGCCAAAAUGUAUCAAGUUCUGUUUCAAUCAUGUAGGGCCUUUGUGUCACCAUUGAUGUGUGCCUCUCUCUCCUUAUUGUUUAUUUUGCUGUAAUGGUUGGUGAGAGGAGUGGAAUCAAUGGGUCAGUUCGUCAAAGAAAGAGGCUGGGAAUUUUGUACUGCUCCUGAUGGUGAUGUCUAGCUAGUAAAAUGUGGAUUUCGUGCCUCUUUA